AUGGAGACCGCGGAGGGUUUUCGCAUUGGGGGUAUUCACAUUCCCACUCCCAAUCUAGGUGUAACAAAAGAAGAAGAAGUUACAAACCGCAAUGAAGUACGAGCUGCAAUUGCAGAAGGAGGUUGGGACGUUAUUUGGGGAGACCUGAUUAAUGAAGGAGACCUUCUUACAUUUAUCAUUUCGCUGCCUACAGGAACUACAGGAGAAUGGGUUGCUCUGCAGGUCCAGGCUCAGUUGGCGAAGUUUUCCCAGAGACUGGGUGAUGUUUCUGAGGUAGUUCUUGCGCAAGCGACUAAUUUUAUAAACGGCCUGAUAAAGAGAAAGGGUUCUGGAGAAACAGAUAUCAAUGGACUAGGAAUCAAGGGAGGCUUUGCCACCUACCACCGCCACAUGGAGUAUACGCUCGCGGGUGCAAAAGUUGGCAGUCACGAUCUGCCAAACAAUCAACAACCAUACAUUGCUUUACGCGUUACCAAACCUCUACCACCAAAAGGGGCCUCAUUUGUUUAAUCAUGAACAUUAAUCGACGCUCCCUUUAUUGCGGUGUUCGGACACCUCGAGCCCCUUCGUCAAGACUGUGGUUUUCUUCUUUUGGUUUUAUCUACGCUCGUUAUAUAACAUCGGAAAUAUGAAAUGUGGGUUUGUUAUGGACGGUAGUGUUGCGUUGCU
This is a messenger RNA of Pseudogymnoascus verrucosus, 669 nucleotides long. RefSeq lists its product as uncharacterized. Bases 1 to 510 code for a protein of 169 amino acids. The transcript is spliced from 2 exons. Lineage: Eukaryota; Fungi; Ascomycota; Leotiomycetes; Thelebolales; Thelebolaceae. The record is from RefSeq and is a predicted model, not a curated record.